AUGACAUACUCCCUGGAGUUUGGACUUGUCAAUGCUGCAAACAGAUACCUGACUGCCGAACCUUUCCGUUUCCAGGUGGCAGCCACAGGCAAGCAACUGAAGCCUCGCCAGGUGUGGGUGCUGCAAUUUGUGACCCCACAUGGAGCUGGAGCAGCUGGCCCAGGAGAAGGGGCUGCCCAGAAAGUUCAUCUUAUCAGUGCCCUGAAACGCUACUUAGCAGCUGACCCAAAUGGCAAAGUCACCUGUGACCAGGAUAAACCAGGGCCUCAGACCUUCUUCCUGCUGCAUCAGUAUCCAGAUGGCAAGGUGUCUCUGCAAAAUGAGCAGUCCAAGCGUUUCCUGGGUGGAGCAGAGGACAAUGUUACCUGCUUUGCCCAGGCUUCCAGUGAAACAGAAAAAUGGACCCUGCACCUGGCAGUGCACCCCAACGUUGCGAUCUACAACCCCAACAGGAAGCGUUAUGUGCGUUGUGAUGAGAAAGCUGAGGUACUGCGCUGUGAUCGUGAUGUGCCUUGGGGGGCAGAAUCAGUCAUCAGUAUCUACUAUGAUUUCAAAGGUCUGGAUUCCAAGGCACACAAUGCUGACAGAAGGCAAUUGUCCCCAUAUAUACCAGUGAAGAAGUAUGGCUUGAGAAAUGGGGCAGGUAAACUCUUAGCUUCCAAUGGUUCACUGGUAUCUGACGUUACUGCACAAACCAUGUACUCUUUGGAAGUCCAUGGUGGCUUGGUUGCCUUCCGGGAUGAUGAGGGAAAGUAUUUGACUGGGCGAGAGGGUAGCAUGAAAACCCUAAAGAUGGACAGACCUGGACGGGAUGAACUUUUCAGCGUGGAAACAAGCCCUGCCCAAGUUUCACUGCGCUCCUCUUCUACCAACAAGUUCGUCUGCUGCAAGCCUGGUGCUGACCUCUAUGCCACUGCAAUGGCUGUAGGCAACACAGAGAUCUUCCAGCUGAUGUAUGAUGAUGCUACAAAGAAGGUCUGCUUCCGUGGCCAUAGUGGCAUAUACAUGUCCUUGGGACCCAAUGACUGCAUCAUUAGCAGCACCAAACAGGACAAAAAUGUUUGGUUUGAACUCCAGUAUCAGGAUCAGAAGGUGCUGCUUCACAUGGGAGACAAGUAUGUGUCUAUGCGGCCCAACGGACAGCUCCUUGCAGUCCCCAAAGCUGCAGGUAAAAGUGAAGAUUUCCUGCUAGUUCUGGUGAACCGGCCUCUACUGAUCCUGCACAGUGAUGCUGGUUAUGUUGGUCUGAGUUCUGACAUGAGGCGGUUGGAAGGGAACUGUGUUGACUACGUGCUCAGCAGCCUGUCACUCAGUGAGGAAGGCUACUAUAAUUUCCAAAUCGGUGGCAGAUAUUGGGCCUUGGAUAAAGAUGGGCAAAUCCUGGUAACCAGUGACCGUCCUAGCAAUUUCAGCCUACAGUUUGUAUCCUCCAGCUGUCUCAUAGUCAAGGCUUCCAACAACAAAUAUCUUGUGGCUGAUCAAGGAGGCCGAGUAUGGACUGGGUCUACUGAUGCAUCAAAUGCAACUCUGUUCCAUUAUUGAGAGGUUCUGACCUCCAUUAAACUUCUGCUGUGUGUCUCAUUUAAGGGCUUCUCUUAAGGAUACAUCAUCCCAGAGAAAAUCUAUGUAGUCGUUAGGGGUCAAAAAUGACUCCAUGGCCCAUGAUCAAUCAGUCAGUCAAAACAAAUUUGAACCUGAAGAUGCACUUCAACAAUAACAA
Molecule: messenger RNA, 1720 nt
Organism: Pseudonaja textilis
Lineage: Eukaryota; Metazoa; Chordata; Lepidosauria; Squamata; Elapidae
Source: RefSeq, a predicted model, not a curated record